GCCCGGAAGGCAGAGACGUUGGCGGCGGUGGCGGCGGCAGAGGGCAGGGGCAGCCAAAAGCGCAGGGUUGGUCAUGAAUUUGCCCGGGACAGGAGCCGCGGCGGCGGACCUGGCAGCCGGCUCCUCGUUGCGUCCCCGCUGCUAACCGAACAGAUUUUGACAUGGCAGGGAGACAUCAGAAUCGUAGUUUUCCUCUUCCAGGAGUUCAUUCAAGUGGUCAAGUACAUGCAUUUGGAAAUUGUACAGACAGUGAUGUUGAGGAGGAUGCCGAAGUGUAUGAGCUUCGAUCCAGAGGAAAAGAGAAAAUCCGAAGAAGUAUCAGAGAUAGACUUGAUGACAUUAUAGUAUUAACAAAAGAUAUACAGGAAGGAGAUACUUUAAAUGCAAUAGCCCUUCAGUACUGUUGUACGGUAGCAGAUAUCAAGAGGGUUAAUAAUCUCAUCAGCGAUCAAGACUUUUUUGCCCUUAGGUCUAUCAAAAUUCCAGUUAAAAAGUUUAGUUCAUUGACUGAAACACUUUAUCCUCCAAAAGGAAGACAGGCUUCACGUCCGUCAUCUGUCCAGUAUGUUCCAGAACAACAGGAAAUUUUGCCACCUAAUGAUUCUCUUUCUUCCAGUGAGUCAGCUGGUAGCUUUUUAAAAGAAGUAGACCGAGAUAUAGAACAAAUAGUAAAAUGUACAGACACCAAAAGAGAGAACCUUAAUGAGGUGGUAUCUGCUUUAACAGCACAACAAAUACGUUUUGAACCUGAUAACAAAAACAUUCAACGUAAGGAUCCUUAUUAUGGAGCAGACUGGGGAAUAGGGUGGUGGACAGCCGUAGUGAUAAUGUUGAUAGUAGGUAUAAUAACGCCAGUAUUUUAUUUGCUGUAUUAUGAAAUUUUAGCUAAAGUGGAUGUUAGUCAUCAUUCAACAGUGGAUUCCUCCUCACAUUUGCAUUCAGGAAUCACACCCCCAUCACAACAGAGAGAAAUGGAAAAUGGAAUUGGUCCAACUAAGGGAAUACCCUUUGGCCAACAUGAUCAUAAACUAUAUAGUCAAGAUUCUCAGUCACCUGCUGCUCAGCACAAAACAUAGCAGUGAGCUCAUACUUACAGUGUUAAUGAUCACGUGAAUCUGGAGUGUGAUGAAUCAAUUCUAUUCAAUAACCACUUUAAAGGCAGAAGUUAAGGAGAUUGAAGAUGCUUUUGUUUUUCACCUUUUUUUGGAGCCAUUUACAAAUAGAUUGAGUGUGAAAUUCCUACAGUUGGUCAUUGAUAUUGAGAGUUGUAAAUCCAUAUAUCUUGUAUCAAUGCUUAAAGCAGAAAUGAAUUUAAAUAUGGGUCUAGGAAGUUCUUAACUUGGAAAAUGUAUCAUUUUUUAUAUUCAAGACUGGUUAUGUUUAAGUUUUAUUUUUCAAGUAAUUAUUUUUUGGCUUAAGGUUGUUAAUAUUAAAUAUAUUAGGCAAAAUAACUUUUAUAAGCCCCUAAAAUAAUGUGUAUGGUUGGGAAGUUGCCAUUUGGUCCCUGGAACACUGGAUUAGGUCAAGACCUAAAAGUGAUCUUUGUCUCUUAAAGCUUGGUGCCUCUGCUUCUGUUUUUUAAGUGACUAUAUUUGCCUCUGUUAUUUGAAAGCACUUUUGUAAUUCUUUAAUGAAAAGUGUUACACAGAUUAGCAUUAUUUAGUAAUUAAAUCCUCACAUACUGUGAUAAGUUGUUGCUGUGUUACUUGUAGUAACAUGCCUUAAUUACAUUUAAUGCCUUAUAAUACUACUUAUGUAAGCUAAUUUAAUUUUUAGAAUUAAAAUUAAGUAUUAUUUCAGAUGGUCCAAUAGGAUUCAUAACAUAGGCUGUAUAAAUUCAUCUCCACCUUCACUAUCAAGCACAACUUCAUGGGGUUAAAACAAAUUUUCAUUGUCUGCCUCUGAGAUCUGUUGUAGAAAUUGGUUCAUGAAUCAAAAGCAAAGAUGAGAGAGACCUUUUGCAUGAAAGUAACAGACAAAUUAUUGAUUGACCCAUUAACCUAUAUUUUUCAAAGAGAAAAUGUUCAACUUAAACCUUUUUUUCCUCUGAACUAUAGCAUCAAAUUGGGCAGCAGAGGCUAAAGGUGUGUAGAUCAGUUGAAAGGGCUUGAUAGUGCUACUUCUUAAGAUUUGCUGUGGAUCAGAUACAGUCUGGCUAAGUAAACAUCAUUUGUAUACUAAUUUCCAUCAUUUAAUUUCUUAAAGUGUAUGUUUUAAAAAUGUAACCAAAAUGAUUAAUUAGAAGUAAGAUUUGGUGGAGUCUGGAUUGCCUGUUUUGUGUAUAAUAAAGUAUGUACCUUUAGGUAUAUAAUACCACUUCAUUUUCUGGGCAUUAUUUACUAAUUUUUAAUGUUUCAGCUUUAGACCAGUGAUUUUAUAUUUCAAACUCCAAUAUUGGUAACAAGUGGGGUGAAAAAGUACAUAUGGUACAUGAGGUUCUAUGUACUUUCAGGAGCAAAGUAUCAUAAAAAGACAGGACAAAGAAGUCAAACAUUAAAGCUCUUGCAUAUAUUAAAGGACCUUAGUUAACAAAAAAUGUUAAUAUUGGAAGUUGUAGCAAAAUCAUUUUUUGAGUAACUUUUUAGUUUGAAAUUUUAAAAUUAUUUUAAUGUGCCUUAGCAUCUUGAAAAUAUGUAUGAUCUUUCGACUUUAUGCUGUGUUAACUUGGUUGGUUUACAUUGUAUUUAUUACGCCUGCUGAAAAAUCAAGUUUUAGGAAAGAAAAAUGGAUUAUUUUAGAGUGGAAUGAAGAACUUUGUUUACAUCGAAUUGAUGAAAUUACAGUCAAGUGAUUCCUUUUUGCUAGUGGUACUUUGAAAUCGUGGUAGGUCUGAUUUCAAAAUAAGUUACGUAAGGUAGUAAAGUGUACUGUGUACUUGAUUAAAAACCAUUUCAGUCUUGUAGAAUGGCCUCUUGAAGGAAAUAGAACAUAUCCUUAUGACACAAUCAGGCAGUUUCCUUUUUCUAUAUAUUUGAAUUAUAUCUAAUUCUAUAUAUAUCUUAUAUAUAGACUUUUAGAUUCUAAUCUUUAAGGGUCAUUUUAAAUGAAAAAAAAUUUCCUAAGCAUUUAACAGGUCUAGAAUAAUUUUAGCUUUUAAAAAGUACUAGUAUACAUCAAAAUUUGUGGCAAACACAGAUUAGUUUAUAAAACUUAAUAAGAGUUAUUGUUUGAUAUUGUGGAUUUUGUGUUGAAACUCUUCUUUGAAUUUACUUGGAUGCUUUACAUUAGAAGGUAUAUAUGUAAUAUAUAUAUAUGCUAGCAACCGCAAAUGAGUUUGGUUCACUUAAAAAAAAUGGAGUUGUAAGUGAAGAAAAAUCUGCUAUUUUUAGAGCAGAUUAUUAUUUUUUUUUAAGUCUGGGUACAAAUAGUUAGGGUUGUUUUGAACUAUUGGAUGCCAUUUAAAGUUUUUGCCGUCCUACUCCUAGAAAAUUAUGGGAUUCAUGUCUUCAAAAGAUAGAUUAAAAUGGAUUAUACGGUCGGCUGGCCACAUUAGAAUUAUAAGACUGUAAUGCUAAAUGAACUUUUCCAAAGGACUUACCGUUUAAAGCUUUUUUUUUUCUGGACUCUACUUGCUUGUUCAGUGGCUUGAAGAAUUCUUUAAAUGAACCACUACUUAAUUAUUAGUUCUUUUUAAGGUAUCUAUUUCUAAAAUUACCUACUUGGGAAUAUGAAGGAUGUUUCAGAAAUACUAUGAAGAAAGGAUCCAGUCAAAGAAUUACAGGGUAAAGAUGGAGUUUUUAGAAGUCUAUUUAAAUGGUGCAUUAUGAUGGGUAUCAUUCUUAUUUUGAAUUACAACACCGUUACUCAGGAAAUCAGUAUUUUUCUUCCAAGUAUAUGCAUAUUGCACUGUUAGAUCAUAGAAAUAUCUGAAUGCUUUAUUUAAUUCUUUUUAUGUAUGCAAAUACUAUAAAUCUUUUGUAUAAUGUAUUGGAUACAAAUGCAAAAUGGAAUUGUAGAACAUUGUUAGCAUGUACAUCUGUAAAACUGGUUUUUAAAAUUUUCUGCCCCGUAUUUUUUGUAUUUUAAGAUAUGCAAAAUGUAAUAAAGUUUCUAUUUUAUUAUUCAAUGUAAAAUGGAAGCUGGUGAAUUUAAUUGAAUAAAAGCAAACGUUUUCUCCUCUUC
Messenger RNA from Lynx canadensis (Canada lynx), 4122 nucleotides. It is a transcript of the gene LYSMD3, whose product is annotated as LysM domain containing 3. NCBI's taxonomy places the organism in Eukaryota, Metazoa, Chordata, Mammalia, Carnivora, Felidae. Gene Ontology annotation, cellular component: Golgi apparatus. The record is from RefSeq and is a predicted model, not a curated record. Gene Ontology annotation, biological process: Golgi organization.